AUGGCUGCGCCAGGUGUCCAGUCUCUGAAGUGUGUGGUGACUGGUGACGGUGCUGUCGGUAAGACAUGUCUCCUCAUCUCAUACACGACAAACGCUUUCCCCGGCGAAUACAUUCCCACCGUCUUCGACAACUACUCCGCCAGUGUGAUGGUCGAUGGCAAGCCGAUUAGCUUGGGAUUGUGGGAUACCGCUGGUCAGGAGGAUUACGAUCGCUUGCGGCCGCUGUCGUACCCUCAGACGGAUGUCUUUUUGAUCUGCUUCUCCAUCGUCAGCCCUCCCUCGUUUGACAACGUCAAGGCCAAGUGGUUCCCCGAGAUCGACCACCACGCCCCGAACGUUCCUAUCAUUCUUGUCGGCACCAAGCUGGAUCUGCGUGAGGACCCGGCCACUCUUGAGAGCUUGCGCUCAAAGCGCAUGGAGCCUGUCUCCUUUGACCAGGCUCUUGUGUGUGCCAAGGAGAUCCGCGCCCACAAGUACCUUGAGUGCUCUGCUCUCACCCAGAGAAAUCUCAAGAGUGUUUUUGACGAGGCUAUUCGUGCUGUCCUGAACCCUAGACCUGUUCAGACGAAGGCCAAGAAAUCGAAGUGCGUCAUUCUAUAA
This is a messenger RNA of Microdochium trichocladiopsis, 600 nucleotides long. RefSeq names its product Rho GTPase. Gene Ontology annotation, biological process: regulation of actin cytoskeleton organization; establishment or maintenance of cell polarity; actin filament organization. The transcript has 6 exons. Gene Ontology annotation, cellular component: cell cortex; cytoskeleton; plasma membrane. Gene Ontology annotation, molecular function: GTPase activity; GTP binding; protein kinase binding. Bases 1 to 600 code for a protein of 199 amino acids. Lineage: Eukaryota; Fungi; Ascomycota; Sordariomycetes; Xylariales; Microdochiaceae. The record is from RefSeq and is a predicted model, not a curated record.